AUGCAGCCCACCACCGUGCUCCGUGCCGCUUACCGCAAGCUGCCGCUGACGACGAAGGAUAUAAAGAAGGGAUUCUACAAGGGCACGCGCACUGGAUCUAUGGGUAGCCACACCAAGUUUGGAGGAUACAUUAUAGAUUGGAACAAAGUGCGGACGUAUGUUGUGCCGGAGGGAUUGAACGAGUUCAAAUUGACGCCGUUCGUAACACAAAGAAUGCCACGAACAAGGGGCACCUACGAUGGCCCAGCAGGAGGUCCCAAGAGUCCCGAGUUGUAUCUGGAGCGGUGGAAGUCUGAGAACGGAUUGGAUUGA
This is a messenger RNA of Pseudomassariella vexata, 312 nucleotides long. RefSeq names its product mitochondrial ribosomal protein L27-domain-containing protein. The transcript is spliced from 2 exons. The record is from RefSeq and is a predicted model, not a curated record. NCBI's taxonomy places the organism in Eukaryota, Fungi, Ascomycota, Sordariomycetes, Amphisphaeriales, Pseudomassariaceae. The coding region runs from base 1 to 312 and encodes 103 amino acids. Gene Ontology annotation, cellular component: mitochondrial large ribosomal subunit. Gene Ontology annotation, molecular function: structural constituent of ribosome. Gene Ontology annotation, biological process: translation.